Messenger RNA from Oncorhynchus tshawytscha (Chinook salmon), 2319 nucleotides. Its product is annotated as transmembrane protein 275-like. The record is from RefSeq and is a predicted model, not a curated record. The coding region runs from base 705 to 1319 and encodes 204 amino acids. The transcript has 2 exons. NCBI's taxonomy places the organism in Eukaryota, Metazoa, Chordata, Actinopteri, Salmoniformes, Salmonidae.
UGCUCAUUAUCACACAUACAUAUAUUGUGUUACCCAGUGAGGAGAGGGGGACGUCUCAAUGCACUGUGCAAACAUCCUACUUGCUAUAUACCCAUCAAAAACAGGUGUUGUCUAUCACAAGACUGGCGGGAUUAUGGAAACGCACUCAUUAUUAUUUUCUCUGAAGAGCAGCUCUUGAGUAAAGAAAGAUGAUGAGAAUAUUUGGACAGGUCUUAUGUAAGAGAGGUUUUCGUAUCCUAGAAUUGUAUAGGCGUCAUGUAUCCGACUGCACAGUCACGUGGACACAACAAGCGUCCAUAUGUCAAGAAGAGCAACGCCUUCACCUGAAUGAGCCUCUCUCACAGAUGCCCUAACUACGUCGACCGGCCAUGGCUGUAAUAUUUACUAUUGAUUGACACACUAUGAGGUGUUCAAUCUGAAAAUCAACUAUUCGGCACAUACACGUAGUUCUAACCUGACCAUCCGUAUGCGAAUGGGAUUCUGUAUGAAAAUGCGUGUUGGAGAUGUAGGCUAUUUCUAAAGGAACCUUCAACUAUUCUGAACAUCAGCACAGAAGGAGCUUUUACACUGUGAACAAUCAACCAGCACAGCCAUGGCCUCCCUCGGUGGUCUGUUGCCAAGGGGAACAGUCCUUGCUGAAUGAUAGAAAUAUAGAGUUAAGGAAAGACGGAGAGACAGAGCAGCCUUGAGGUACAGAAGAAGAGAUGGUCGUCACCGACAGGAGUUCGAGCACUCCUGUGCCCAAGAAGCAGGAACCAAAGAAGAAGAAGAGGAAGUCCCGCCCCCAUGGCCUGCCCUCCCCAGCGUUGUGCUGUGCAUGCGGCCUGUGCAUCAUGCUGGCAGGCAUCAACAUCACCCUGGUGGGGGCAUUCGCCUUCAGCACCUUGGUGCCCUCUGCCAACCCUCCCAUCAUCAUAGGGCCCAUCCUGCUCCUGGUGGCCUUCUCUUUCUUCGGAGCGUGCUGUGUCUGCAGCCGCCUGCCCCCCGCCCAGGGCUCCCGGAGAUCGAAGGUGGGCGGGAGGAGCAUGGGGAUGAUGGGGCGGGGAGGUUUAGCUGGGGGAGCGACGUUUGAGAUCGAGACAAGUGAGCACACUUUGCAGGACACCACGGCAGUACAGCUCAGCCCCUCGGCCUCACCGGGGUCAUCACGGGCGUCCAGCCCCGAACGGGAUGCUCCUGACCCCGCCCCCCCAGGGACCUGCAAGCUCUUCACCAUGGAGACCAAUGGCCCCACCUCCACCACGGCCUACUACUCUGCCGCCUCGGCCGGAGGAGGGGCUGUGAGGCUCAACCUGCCACGUGAUGAUAUGGCCACCUAGCACAGCCCUGACUUACGCACUGAAGCAAGAGCUUCAUGCCCCAGGGGACUGAUGCAAAACUAUGUAAAUAUGAACUAGGAUUGAUGAUAUACAGACAGUGUUUCAGUGUGUCUAGCCAUUUUGUGUAGUGCCAUUUUUCAUGUUUAUGACAAGCUAUCAGAGUUUUAUUGCAUUUGCUUUUGUUUUUUCCAACAGCCAAACAGUAAUUAGCAUGCAAUUCAACGUUGAAGGAACGUGGGUGACGGUUUCGUUGGAAUUGAUGUUCCUACCUCCUCAGAACUGUUCUCUUUAGAAUCCUCUCUUAACAUGCAUGGGGCAUUAUUAUAAGCAGUUUCUAACCAGAAAGCAAAAUGAGGGAAUUGAAGCGUUUUCUCUCUGGCAUUUCUGAGGGGUAAAACAAAGUGAUGUGUCCCAUUUCUUUGACCGUCUGGACCUCAGUGAUGGACAUUUCAGCCGAUUACUCUGACGCAACUUUGUUGUUGUUGCCAGAACUGAAAGGUUUGACACGAAAUGGCAAUGAGUUUAAUGCUAUCAUUUAAAUACUUAGUGAUGUUUGACAUUACAGUAUGUGCUGCUUUGGUCUUAAAUUAGAUUCAAAGAUGGGGUCGCAAGAUUCCUUUGCAAUAUAAUCUCAACUGAAAGGAUCAGCAACAGAGGACUAAUAUUAAUUUUUCCUCAAUUGUUUCUACAGACAAAACAUUAUGGAUGAUAUGCAGUGUACAUCAGUGGCCUGCGGGCCAAAACUGGGUCGCAAGUGAUUCGUUUUUUGGAAUCAGAAUUUUUACUACAAACAUAGAAAUGCGCCAUUUUCCCAUACAGUGGCAAGAAAAUCCUUUGGCAUUACCUGGAUUUCUGCAUAAAUUGGUCAUAAAAGCCACAACAAUAAACAAACAGUCUGCUUAAACUCAUAAACAAUUAUACGUACUCAUGUCUUUAUUGAAUACCCUGUGUAAUAAUUUUUUUAUACCUUUUAUUUAACUAGGCAAGUCAGUUAAGAACA